CUAUAAAACAGCUUUCUUGCCUAUUGUGUUGAUGUAGUCAAGAAAUACAUGCAGUAAAGUACAGAGACGGAGAUGGAGGAGUGAGGCGGGACCGGUUUGUGUGGCUGCUGAGAAACGUUUGUCUUGCGGGUUGCGAGCAAACUUUGUGAGGAGAUUUAUUUGUGGCGGGGUCUGCCGAUGACAAACAACUGAAACUGUAACUGUCGUGUUUUGAGACGCAACAGUGCACAUAAACAACAUAAACUUUUUUUUAUUAUUUUUAUGCUCGAAAAAGAAACGGCAGUUCCGAAAUUAUUCUUGCGAGUCGUAUAUCUGUUCUCUCGUCACAGUUUCAACAUAAGCGGGACAAUAUUAGGAGAGGUAUCUUGCUGACUAGGUUUCCGUGAAGUUGACGCGGCUGAAAUGGGAGCGCGUGACGGGCGCUCGGUGUCUGCGGUUCACCGGAGCUCUUUCCUCCUGUGGACGCUGCUGCUCAUACUGUGGCUGACCUGCGUUCAGGGAACGUGGGGACCCGGAGUUUACAAAUACCAGACCGGGACAGCACUUCACAAAGAUCAGUCCAAGAGGAACUGGUGUCCGCAGACAGUGACUAAAACAGUGACCUGUCAGGUGCAGAAUGGCACCACUCUCCAGAGAGUCUAUCAGACCUGCAGGUGGCCUCAGGGUUGCAAUGGAGGAAGCUAUCGCACUGUGGUCCGGCCAUCCUAUAAAGUCGUGUACCGCACCAUCACCUCUCUGGAGUGGAAAUGUUGUCCUGGAUACAGCGGAUCUCAGUGUGAGGAAGGAUCAUCAAGUAACCUGGUUGCCCAGGAGGCUGUAAGAAAACAGGCUACACUUCUGAAAGCUGCUUCUAAAACAGGAGAACAUAUCUCAAACUGUCUGAAUUGCAGUCGUAUCACAGCCCUCACAGAUCGUGUUAGCUCUCUGGAGGCCAAGGUGCAACUUCUUACCGCCCCUGUCUCCACCUCUCAUCGACAGACGCAGUUUAAAAAUGAACCUGACUCCUCCUUCCUGAUGGGGGCACCACCUGCCAAAGGUUCUCCUGGGGCCCAGGGUCCAGCAGGUCCACAGGGCGAGAGAGGCCAGGAUGGCUUACCUGGUAAAGAGGGUAAUCCAGGGUCUCGAGGUCUGCCAGGACCCAAAGGUGAUGCGGGCAACAGAGGUCCAACUGGGGCUCCAGGGUCUAAAGGAACAGCUGGUCUUCCAGGUCCGCAGGGACCACCGGGCCUCCCAGGAGAGAGGGGCCUCCCUGGGCCACCCGGGCCCCCCGGACCACCAGCCCCUGUACCUGAACAAGAUGGCCUGAAAAAAGACAGUCUGCUUCAUAACAACUUUCCCGACCUCCGAGUGACCCCUUCACAUGGACCACCAGGUCCAGCUGGACCCACGGGUCCUCAAGGACCGAUGGGACCCAGUGGACCACCAGGCCCUAUGGGACAAACUGGAAAGCCGGGACCUCCUGGUUUGCAAGGCCCUGUGGGACCAAAGGGCGAACGAGGCGAAAGAGGACCUCUUGGAUAUCCAGGAGAGAGAGGGUUCAAAGGAGAGCCGGGAGUGCCGGGACCUAAAGGAGAGCCGGGGGAGAAAGGUCUUCCGGACUUUAAUUUGAAGAAGUUCCAAGACUUGCAAGCUGACUUAGAGCUGCUGGCUCGCAGGGUGCAGCUGCUGGAGGCGAUCAUCUGGCCAGAACCAGAUCUAGGAUCAGGAGAUGACCUCUUUGGCACACCGUCUCCAGAUGCCUACCGGAUUAAGAGGGCAAGAAUUUCAUCUUUCCGACUCAAUUCUCCCUUAAUCACUGCUGAGACCAAGGUUCGAGGGAAGUAGUCUGCAUAUUCCAAAGAGCGAAGCCAUCGUUUCCAUCUCAAUUUCAUCAUCCAUAAAUCAGCUGAACUGGCAACAACUACACAAGUCUCCUGAGACACAUACAUUCUACAGAUCCAACCGCUUUGGAAUAUUCCGGUUAAUCAAGAAGGGGGAGACACCUCAGGGAAGAACAAAUGGUGCUGUAUAAAUUAACCACCUCUAAUGGGACUCACGGGUUCCUAGCACCUCUCCUCUGGCAAAUCAUUGUGGUUUGCCUUCAUGUUGUGUCACACUUAUGGCAUAACCAACAGAAUUAGUCUCAGAAGAAAUUUGUCAACCUAUUGUAAGAUGCUCGUUUUACAUGAAAAGGAAACAUGUUUUAAAAUACGAUAUACAGAAACAGUAUUGGUGCUUGUACAACUAUUUAACAAAAUUUUGGGUAAGAAGGAUACAAAAUGUGAUGAAGAUGAAGAACGUUUUUAGUAGAGCAUCAAACCAUAUUAUUAGUCUUUCCAGCUGCUGUUAGGAGCUCAUAGUAAAUUCAGCAAAUGUACUGUAUGACAAAAAUGCACAUAAUGAUUCUGCUAUUCAGCCAAACGCCACACUUUCCCCACUGAUAAAAAAACUACUCCUAUAACUUGAAUUCUGUUUUGUAUUUCAUGCAUGUCUUUCCAUCACAGUUACAUGCGCAUGCAUAGGACUGGUUUCCUUCCUCAAUACCUUUCCAUGUCUUUGUAUUCCCAUAUAAAUAUUGUUGUAUUAAUUAUUUAUAGAUUAGCAAUUGAUGUUUUCCUUAUUCUGUAUACUAAUCCAUGUAACGUCACCUGUAUUUUUCCAUUUCUAGCCUCUUUGUGUGGAUUUGUCUUGCCAGUGUGCAGAGUCUUAUCAAUUGGUGUUAAAACGAAAUAAACUUUGUUGUGUGUUUCUAUUUUUAAGACGAUCCAUGUUUUUAUCAAUACACAAUCCUACCUGAACGUUUAAUUUGUAAUAUUUUAAUGAAGGAUAUUCUGUAGCCAAGAAACCUUGACUAAAAUACUGACAUAUGCGCAUGACUCUCCUGGACUGACAGUCUGCUCAUGUGGAUUUAAUGACAGCAUAUCCGUGGAGAGGUUUCUUGGAACGUCCAUGUCUCAUCCACUGGGACAGUUUGGUUGCUGUAUAGUGUUUUUCCAUUCUUUAAACUUUCAUCAUAAAAGCUGCCAACACCAUAAUAUAAAUAUAUUAUUUUCCACACCACCCAUAAUCCACUGGAUUUUUUUGUUGCACACCCAAAAGUCAUGAAGUAGUAAAUACACAGUAACAGUUCACCAUGCAGAUUGAUGCCUUGCUUAAAGUAAUAGUUCACCAAAAAAU
Molecule: messenger RNA, 3156 nt
Organism: Sinocyclocheilus rhinocerous
Lineage: Eukaryota; Metazoa; Chordata; Actinopteri; Cypriniformes; Cyprinidae
Product: EMI domain-containing protein 1-like
Exons: 16
Coding region: 403-1824 (473 amino acids)
Molecular function (GO): protein binding
Source: RefSeq, a predicted model, not a curated record